Messenger RNA from Pieris macdunnoughi, 1293 nucleotides. The record is from the annotation of a GenBank genome assembly. Lineage: Eukaryota; Metazoa; Arthropoda; Insecta; Lepidoptera; Pieridae.
AUGGCUUUGGAAAACAAAAAAGCUUCAGCGUCAAAAAAUCUAACAGUACCAGAAAGAGAGAAGAGAGUUACUUAUUGCACGGACCUGGAAAAAUCAGUUAUUAUGACCAACUUUGAACGUCGUGGGUGGCUCCAAGUGGGCCCAGAAGAUGAAUGGAACUUCUACUGGUCAUUCACAACAAACUGUAGAAAUAUAUUCAGCAUCGAAAGCGGCUACCGAAUGAGCGAUAAUCAAAUGAUCAAUCAUUUCCCGAAUCAUUACGAACUAUCGCGAAAAGAUUUAUUGGUUAAAAAUAUAAAGCGCUAUCGGAAGGAAUUGGAACGCGAGGGAAAUCCCUUAGCUGAGAAAACUGAGGUCACUUUGCCUAAUGGACUGACAGUAACACGUUACGUCCACUUGGAUUUCAUACCUGUCACCUACGUCCUACCCGCGGAUUACAACAUGUUUGUCGAGGAAUAUAGAAAAUCCCCUCAAAGUACAUGGAUUAUGAAACCGUGCGGAAAAUCUCAAGGCGCCGGGAUUUUCUUGAUAAACAAACUGUCGAAACUUAAGAAAUGGUCCCGUGAAGCGAAAGCUCCCCUCCACCCACAGAUGGGCAGCAAAGAGUGCUACGUUAUAUCUCGUUAUAUUGAUAAUCCCCUUUUGAUUGGUGGCAAGAAAUUUGACUUGAGAUUAUACGUCUUAGUAACAUCGUUUCGCCCGUUGAAAGCUUAUCUAUUUCAGCACGGCUUUUGUAGAUUUUGCACUGUAAAGUAUGACACUAGCGUCACGGAAUUGGACAAUAUGUAUGUGCACUUGACGAAUGUUAGUGUGCAAAAACACGGUGGCGACUACAACAGCCUGCACGGAGGGAAAAUGAGUAUUCAAAAUUUUCGUUUGUACUUAGAAGGAACGCGCGGCCGUUCCGUUACAGAAAAAUUGUUCGCGGAAAUGCAAUGGCUUAUUGUUCAUUCGUUGAAGGCAGUUGCUCCUGUAAUGGCAAAUGAUCGACACUGUUUCGAGUGCUAUGGUUACGACAUUAUUAUCGACAAUGCAUUAAAGCCCUGGUUGAUUGAAGUCAACGCUUCCCCUUCGUUACAGUCGACUACACACAACGACAGAAUUUUAAAGUAUAAAUUAAUCGAUAAUAUUGUGUCUGUAGUGGUGCCAUCUGGUGGGAUACCGGACGCUCGCUGGAACAAAAUCCCAUCAGAAAACGCUCUGGGUGACUUCGACUUAUUAAUCGAUGAAGAAUUGAUAGAGAGAGAGGAUGUGAACUCACGCUAUUACAGAUAUCAUAAAUUUAAACAAUAA